AUGGGGAAGGGAUGGUUCGUGAUUACGAAAAUCAACGCCCUGAGACCCGAGAGCCCCUUCCUCACGGGCCGUGGAGCACCUUGCUCUGCCCUGCUCCAUCCAACCGGGCUCCCGUGCUCUGGACAUCCUGGAAUACCGGGAUGCUCCCCCCGGGGCUCCCGAGAGAGCGGCCACAGCAACCCCAAGUCCCGUCCCGUGUCCCCCCCCCACCCGGCCAGGGUCCUCCGAGCCGAUAGGGGUCGCGGCGGUGCAUCCCCCUGCUGGCUGAUUGGCUGGUGCCCGCUGAGCUCGGGACAAGCGUUUCUCAGGGAUGUUUCCCCCCCCCUCCCCUCCCUUCCCCAGCUCCUGCUGCGGGGCAGCUCCUGGCGCAGCUUCAGCUCGCAGACGGACGGCGAGGCGCGAGUGAGCCGCGUCCUGAGGGAGAAGUUCCCCCGCGCCGCCGCCAUCCGCGUCGUGGACAUCUCAGGAGGCUGCGGGGCUAUGUACGAGAUCCACAUCGAGUCGGAGGAGUUCAGGGAGAAGCGAACGGUGCAGCAGCACCAGAUGGUGAACGAGGCACUAAGUGAGGAGAUCAAGAGCAUGCACGGACUGCGAAUCUUCACCUCCACCCCUAAACCCUGAGCAAUAAAGGUGCUGCCUUCUUCCAGACA
Pezoporus flaviventris is the source of this 650-nucleotide messenger RNA. It is a transcript of the gene BOLA3, whose product is annotated as bolA family member 3. Bases 1 to 621 code for a protein of 206 amino acids. NCBI's taxonomy places the organism in Eukaryota, Metazoa, Chordata, Aves, Psittaciformes, Psittacidae. The record is from RefSeq and is a predicted model, not a curated record. The transcript has 4 exons.